Sceloporus undulatus (fence lizard) is the source of this 3540-nucleotide messenger RNA. RefSeq names its product family with sequence similarity 204 member A (gene FAM204A). Bases 149 to 889 code for a protein of 246 amino acids. NCBI's taxonomy places the organism in Eukaryota, Metazoa, Chordata, Lepidosauria, Squamata, Phrynosomatidae. The transcript is spliced from 9 exons. The record is from RefSeq and is a predicted model, not a curated record.
GCUGAGGGGCGGAGCUAGCGGCGAUGGUGGGAGAAGCCACAAAAUGGCGGCGAGGUAAACAAUCCUUGGAGGGAAUUGUUCUGGGAAGGAGCAAGCACUGAACCUCAGUUGAUGGCAAAAGAGCAUCCAGUGAAAGUGGAAGACAGAGAUGUGGAGUGGUUUAUUACCUCCUGGUCUGAAUGAAAGUGAUGUUGACACAAGUUCUGAUGAGGAGCAAACAUUGGAUGGUCCUGGGCCUAUCUUAAAGAAGGAAAGGGAACAAAAGGAUUUCAAAUGCUGUCAGAUUGAGAAACUUGAGUCUGAGAAACCUGAAGAUGUCACAGAAAACAAAUCUGCUUCUGCAGCAGUGGCAGAUGAAGUACAGGAAUCUCAAGCAUGUCCUUCUGGAGUUUCUUUAGAUAUGUGGAAUAAAUUUCAGAGCCUGCAAAAGAAAAACUUUGAAAUGAAAAUCCAAGUAAAAAAUCAGAGAGACAAGGGACAAAAGAGAAAGCGUUCCAGAAAAGCUAAAUUGAAAGAAAGCAGUCAAGAAAUAACUGAAAGUCAGCAACCCAUAAAGGAAAACCAGUUGAAGGAGCUAACUCAGUAUUUUGGAAUCAAUGACAGGUUUAAGCCACUUGCAAGCAAGGAAGCCCUUCCAAAGUCCGGUCUUGAAAUCAGCAUAGAUAGAUCUUUGGCUGAAGGAGACAUUGAACAAGCUGAGGAAUUAAGUGAUAGAUUAGCUACUCGAGAGCUUGGUGUAAAAAUUGCCAAAGCAGUAGCUUGCCGAAAUUUUGUGAAAGGAAAACAAGAUGCAGAGGCUUCUCUAGAAGCCCGAAAGAAAAAGAAGCUUGCUUGGGGGUUUGAAGCCAAGAAAAGAUGGGAAACAAAAAGCAACAUGGGAUACAUGUAGUCAGUUGUGCCUUGGAAGGGGGAAAUAUUUUAAAACUAAGGGGUUUGUUAAUACUGAAGAUACAUAAAUUAUAUUUUCAUUGGGUUUUUUUUAUGUGCAUUCUUUGUGGAGCUAGUGAAUUACUGUGGAAUAAUUCAGGUUUCCAUUCCAUACUUUGUUAGGUACCCCUAGUAUAUGUCAAAUAUUCUACAUUUCACCCUUAACAUUUCCCCAGCAUAUUCCCAUUGCUGUGCCUGAGGAUUUAAUGUUUCUUGUUUUUCAUGGAACUGCUAAGAAUAUAAUUGGGGAGGUAGAAUCUUUUUGUGAAUUUAAUUAAUUAUUUCUCACCAUCAAAAUCAGUUUCCCCUGAAAACAAAAUACACUAUUUGCAAUAUUUAUAUUAUUAUUAAGACAGGUAAUGAUAAUAUUUCCUCAAAGCAAAAACAGCAAGUAAAUUAGCCUUGUUUUCACCAAAGCUUCUACAAAUGUCUGCUACCUGGGUGAGAGUUAAAAUAGUACACUUCACUUACUGUAAAGCAAAAUGAAAUAUUUGAGGCACAAGGAAUGAUUUUAACGUAAUGGUGAUUUAUUAUAUUUGAGUACUGUGAACUAAAUAUUUUUGGCAAAGAAAUAGUAAUUUCAGGGUUUAUGACAAGUUCUAAGUCUUCCAUCUUGAUAUCAAAUGGUUCAUUCUUGUUUUGUAGCCCAAAGGAUGUUUGAUUCUGCUCUCCUCAUGUAACGCUAUAUUUCACAAAGAUGAGAGUUUGCAAUACAGUAAUCUAAAGUCAACUGUAAUUAGUUAUAUUGACAGCUAAAUAUACAGCAAAGUCUUUAAAUCACUGGCUGAACAGGCUUCUACCACACAGCACCAUAAAUCUACAAAUCUUUAUUCUGUACACAGAGACUAUUCAGGGAGAGGGGUUUUUUCCCUGUAGAAAAGAGGAAGACAAGUAUUGUCUAGCCUCAUAAUGUCAAAUAUGUAUAUGUUUGUGCAAUAUUAUUAUUAUUAUCAUAAAAGACAAUGGAUGUAUUAGUUUCCUUUCUUAUAGUAAUAACAUAUUAUCCAAAUAGUGGGGGGUUUUUUCACAAAUUUUCAUAGCCAUUCCUAAGAAGAGGGAUCCAUUUCCCCCUACUGGUUUUCUAAGGUUUAGGCUUGUCAAGGUGCUGUGCACCUUUUGUGUGUGUGUUUGCGUGUGUGUAUGUGUUCAGUAGACCUAGUAGCUGCUUGCAGGGGUUUGUAUUGGCUCAGGGACAUGGCCAAUGCGUUAAUGUUGGUUAGAAAUAGUAGAAUUCACCAAUUAAAUUAGAAUUCAGAGACAUGAGGCCUGAACAUGCAGGCAGGAUACGAUGGGCCAAACCUGUCGUAUCCUGCCCAUGGAUCCAGCCCAUUCCCACCUUUUGCAAAAACCUGAUCAAUUGUCCAGUGGAAUUUAGAUGACUGACCACUACUGCACCAUGGAGCCGCUUGCCACUGCCUUGCCCGUCACUGACAUUCUAUUUGCAGGCUCCUGCAGUGACCCAUAAGGGUAGAAAUGGGGCUUCUGGCUUCACCCACAUGACCAGGCAGCCCCUUCCAAUAUCACAGGUCACAACUGAGGUCUGCAUGUACAGCGGCAUGGGCAGGUAGGAGGGUAUAUGGCCAUCUGGUCUACCUGGGAGACUCUAUUGCACAUCCAGUCCGCUUGCCCCUCACCUGGGGCUCUUGGCCUGCAUCAACUAAACCGGACAGUGCCAGGCCGGGGGGGGGGGGGGGCAGGUUAGUCUGAAAUAUCAGUAGGCAAAGGGAUCUUGUAGCACCUUCUAGACGAAUUGAGCAGAAGACAUUGUAGCAUAAGCUUUCAUAGACUGAGGAUGUAGACCAAGUCUACAAAAGCAUAUGCUACAAUAUCUUUCACUCAGUUAGUCUCAAAGGUUCUACAAGAACCCUUUGUUUACCAGUUGGAGGAAUUGCGUGGGUAGCUCAGAUGUAUACUGCUGCUGCUCCUAUCAGCCUACAUGAACAAGGAUGGAGUUAUUCCAUUAAAGCAGAAAGUUGAAACUUAAAUUCAUAAAUAGGUUACCUCAAUUUGGCAAAGAUGCAUUAAGAUUUUGCUUCAUUGAACUUCGAGCACAAGAUAGUAUACGCCCACUGUUGUUUUUCCCUGGUGGACAUAAGAGGUCAGUUUACCUAUGGUUGACCACUAGCCAAAAAGAGUAUGUUGCAACGAAAUACUUUAAAUUGCUAAUACAUUACAUACUUGAGAUUCAAAUUAUAGGUGCUGGAGGGACAGCAACAGAAUACCGUCAUGUUAUACGUAAACUAGUGUGCAGGAAAAAACAACAACAGAAGAGGCUGAAUGUUUUACUGAAAUUCCCCAUAAUCCCCUCCUUCAAACCCAAAGUUCUAAACCGACUUCCAAGGCCAUCUCUGACAUAAUCUCACAAAGAAAGAUGAAGUUCUUCCCUGACAAAUGGAAUGACAGAUGGCUUGUCUUGUUUCCUGUGCAAAUGUUCAGUCUCCCAUGAAGCGUGUGGAAAAGGUGAAUAAAUUUAGUAAACAUUGCUUUUGUAUUGAUUGCUGUUGUAACUGACAUGUUCCUUAUUGCUCUGCUGCUAAGGUGUUGCCUGUUGUAUAACUAUAACAAAAGCCUUACAGAUUUUGUGAAUCAUGUAAUUACAGACUUUAUAAUUUA